AUGUUUUUAACAAAAUUAAUAUAUGUUCUAUUAUUUUUUUCAUCCUUCUGUACAGCUAAUCGUUGGUAUCGAAUGUUUUAUUCAAAUCAUCACGAUCCAUGUAUCGAUCGUCAUAAUCGCUAUCAACGUUGUAUACCUGAUUUUAUAAAUGCAGCUUUUCAUAAAUCAAUUUAUGCAUCAUCAACAUGUGGCAAUCCUGUUAGAGAAUUUUGUUCAAAUAAAAGCGCAUGUCAUCUAUGCGAUUCAUCUCAAAUAAAUACAAGUUACCCAACAGAUUAUUUAACUGAUAUUAAUAAUCCAAAUAAUUUAACAUGUUGGCAAUCCGAUUUAAUUAAACCAGGAGAAAAUGCUUCAUUAGUAUUAUCGUUGAAUAAAAAAUUUGAAUUAACGUAUAUUAGUUUACAAUUUUGUUCAGAUAUAAAACCUGAUUCCAUGGCUAUUUUUAAGAGUAUGGAUAGGGGUUUGUCUUGGAUACCAUUACAAUAUUAUUCAAAUAAUUGUGAAGAGGUUUUUAAUAAAAGUUCAUUUGGACUAAUAACACGUUCGAAUGAACAAGAAGCUUUAUGUAUUGAUACGAAAUCACAAUUAUCAUCAUCAAACAGUGACUCACGUAUUGCAUUUAGUACACUUGAAGGUCGUCCAUCCGCUUACGAAUUCGAUACAAGUCCAGUUUUACAAGAUUGGGUUACAGCAACCGACAUUAAAAUUGUUUUAUUAUCAACCAAUUCAGAUAAAAACUUUUAUUCUAUAGCUGAUUUUUCUGUUGGUGGACGAUGUAAAUGCAAUGGACAUGCAUCAAAAUGUAUUACAAAUAGUGAUGGCCAUUUAGUGUGUGAUUGUAAACAUAAUACAGCAGGUGAUGAAUGUGAAAGAUGCAAAGAUUUUCAUUUUGAUCGGCCAUGGACUCGUGCAACACCUCGUGACGCAAACGAAUGUGUCGCAUGUACUUGUAAUAAUCAUUCACGGCAAUGUCGUUUCAAUAAAGAACUCUAUCUUCUAUCGGGACGAAAAUCAGGUGGAAUAUGUAUACAAUGCAAACAUAAUACAGUUGGUCGUUAUUGUAAUUAUUGCAAAGAAACAUUUUAUCAAGAUCCAAAUUUGCCAAUAACACAUCCAGAAAUUUGCAAAGCAUGUAAUUGUCAUCCGGUGGGUUCACGUGGUAAAGUUUGCAAUCAAACAACAGGACAAUGUUUAUGUAAAGAUGGUGUUACAGGUUUAAGAUGUGAUCGAUGUGUGAAAGGUUAUCAACAAACAAAAUCACCUGUUGCUCCAUGCAUUAAAACAUAUGAUACUAAACUAUCGACAUUGUAUAAUAUCUAUCAUCGACCUGACGAUACAGAUGAUUAUCAUGAACAAGAUGUAAAUGUUGAGAAUAAUCCAACAGCUGCAACAACAACAACAGCAACAACAACAGUCCAUCAAACACUUUCAGAAUAUCAUCCACCAAUAGAUAUGGGACAAUAUUGUGGUGCUUGUCGUUAUUAUAGUCAUCGUUUACAUAUAAAAAAAUUUUGUAAACGAGAUUACACUAUUCAUGCACGUGUAACUAAUCGGCAUGAUGCUGGCCAAUGGGUAUCCUAUUUAUUAACUAUUAUUCGUGUUUAUAAAGAUCGACUUAAUCGUAUUCAAGAUAGUGAACAAUGGGUUUGGGUCUCACGUAAAGAUGUUGAAUGUUCAUGUCCACGUUUACAACUCGAUCGACAAUAUUUACUAAUGGGUUUUUAUGAUCAAACACAAUCAUCAUUAAGUCUUGAUCAUACCUCAGUUGUGAUCCAAUGGAGACCCCGUAUGGAACAACGUAUGAAUCGAUUUCGAAAAUUAGAAUUAAAUAAAAAAUGUUAA
Messenger RNA from Rotaria socialis, 1842 nucleotides. The record is from the annotation of a GenBank genome assembly. NCBI's taxonomy places the organism in Eukaryota, Metazoa, Rotifera, Eurotatoria, Philodinida, Philodinidae.